Messenger RNA from Telopea speciosissima, 507 nucleotides. Its product is annotated as B3 domain-containing protein At1g05920-like. Gene Ontology annotation, molecular function: DNA binding. Lineage: Eukaryota; Viridiplantae; Streptophyta; Magnoliopsida; Proteales; Proteaceae. The transcript has a single exon. The record is from RefSeq and is a predicted model, not a curated record. The coding region runs from base 1 to 507 and encodes 168 amino acids.
AUGGCCAAGCAUGCACCUGAUCAACCUGCACCAGCAAUGCCUGGAAAGCUUAUGAAUGCAAUUACUGAUCUGGGAGGUGAAGAUGUGUUGUGGGUGAUAGGGAAAAAACUGGAGAAAACUGAUGUGAGCAAGUGUCAUAAUCGUCUAUCUAUUCUAGAGAGUCAAGUGGCCGUGGAGGAGUUCAUAACAAUUACAGAGAGGAGCGAAAUUUCUCAAAGAAAUAAGAUAGCAGUAGAUGUGGUGUUAUUGGUGACAGCAGGAGGAGGAGGAGGAGGAGGAGAUGAUGAAGCUCAUCAUCAAGGCACCCAGUUAUGGGGAUUGAACUUUACAAAAUGGGAGAUGAAAAUUAGUAGCAUUUACGUAUUGAUCACAAAUUGGUGGGAGUUGGUGAGGAACAACAGUUUAAAAAGGGGUGACAAAGCUCAAGUUUGGUCCUUCAGAAGAUCUCAUAAUGGAGGAGAGAAGAAGAAGAAGCUUUGUUUUGCAAUUAAUGUACUUCGUAAUUAA